This is a messenger RNA of Toxotes jaculatrix (banded archerfish), 4224 nucleotides long. RefSeq names its product centrosomal protein 170Ab (gene cep170ab). Gene Ontology annotation, cellular component: centriole. The coding region runs from base 1 to 4224 and encodes 1407 amino acids. Lineage: Eukaryota; Metazoa; Chordata; Actinopteri; Toxotidae. Gene Ontology annotation, molecular function: protein binding. The record is from RefSeq and is a predicted model, not a curated record. The transcript is spliced from 18 exons.
AUGAGUCUGACUUCCUGGUUCCUGGUGAGCGGCGGGGGGACGCGUCAUCGUCUCCCCAGGGAGAUGAUCUUCGUGGGGAGGGACGACUGUGAGCUCAUGCUGCAGUCCCGCAGUGUGGACAAACAACACGCUGUCAUCAACUAUGAGCCGAAUACAGACGAACACAAAGUUAAGGAUCUGGGCAGCUUAAAUGGGACGUUUGUCAAUGACGUGAGAAUACAGGAGCAAAUCUAUGUCACGCUGAAAAUUGAUGACAAAUUGAGGUUUGGAUACGAUACCAACCUGUUCACUGUGGUUCGAGGCGAGCUGCAUAUUCCUGAGGAGGCCCUCAAGCAUGAGAAAUUCAGCAGCCAGCUUCAGCUGAACCAGAAGAAGCCUCCAGAGGUGGAGCUAUUUAAAUCAGAGGCGAAACCCUCUGAGGCAACAGCAGCACCUGUGUGCGAGGGGGCCGCCGCUAAGCCCAAUGAGGUCAGCAGGGCAGACGACAAGACAACAGUGGAUGUAGCAGUUUUGCACAGGGGUACCCCCCUUUAUGGUCAGCCUGCCUGGUGGGGUGAUGGAGACACUGAUGACCAGCAGCCAGGGAGACCUGAGGAAAAGAGCUCAGACCGGAAUCGAGAAAAAACUGAAACAGACACCAAGAAAAGUGCAGAGGUCCCAAAGUACUCCCCACAAAGCACCUCCAAUCAGGAGCCUAGCUACUUCGAGAUCCCAACCAAGGAUACUCCCUCAGCAGGUAAAGUGAGUGGUGAGGCCCCCGCACGAGAACAAGAGGCUGGUUCUUCUGCUGCUGCAGAGCCGAUUCAUGGCCACGCUUCCUUCACGAUUGAGUUUGACCCCGGGGCGUCAGGUAAAGUCACUGUAAAAGAUCGAGUGGCAAAGGCAGGCCCGGAGACCAGGCCACGUCCUAAACGACCUGUCGGGGAGGAGCUGAGUCCACUUCAGACAGCCAUGGUAGCAGCGGAGGUCAAAGUUGCUGAUUGGCUGGCCCAGAAUGAGCUGCCGUUGGCUCUCAAAGAGACGGUUGCAGAAGAUGAUGGGGAAAGUGUGAAGAGUGAUAUUCCUGUACAGCUGAGGAGUCUUAAAGGCAGUAAACAUGAGGACGGCACACAGAGUGAUUCAGAGAACGCACUUGGAGAGCAGCGCAGGGCUGCGGCACUUGAGGAGCGCUCAUGGGGCCUUUGGGGCGGUGCAGGGAUGAAGAUCAGAGAGGGUCGAGCUAACGUACCUGAGGGGCUCUUCGCAGAGGAGGACAGUCCUGCGCGCCGUCGCAAGUCUUCCACUUCAAAAGUGGCAAGUGGAUUCGUGGAGAGGCGGCGUGGCUCAGCACCACACCAGCAGGGCGGACAUGACGAGUGUCAUCACCAUGGAGAUGAUUAUAGUGACAGAGGGACCUAUACCAUUGAACUGGAGAAUGGAGAUCAUGAAGAAGAAGAGGCUAGGAAAAUGAUUGACAAGGUGUUUGGUGUGGAUGAGCAGGAGGCCGUGUGUGUGUCAAGGUUGGGGGGUGCUGACCAAAGAGAAAGGCUCACCUCCCAGAGGUCUGGAACCGGAGACAGAGGAAAACCUGGACGCAUGGAAACAGAGGUGCUGUCUGAGGAAUUGGUGGUGGGUGGUCCUCGCUGGGUCUCACAGUGGGCUACUCUGGCUGCCAGUCACAUUAGGACAGACCCUGAGGGAUCAGGAGGGGAGAGUCACAUCAUGGUCACAGAGGACAGAGCUGAAGUAAGUGAGUCCAGCCACUCAGCCUCCUUUGCCUCCUCGGGCUACACAGAGCGUAAGAGGAGAACCCUACCCCAGCUGCCUGGUGAGGAGCUCGCCCUGGGAAGGAGGACCCCGGGCUCAGGCCUGCGUACAGAUAUGGGGGAGAAACAGGACACAGAGUUACAGGAGAAGGAGCACCAGGAGGAGAAGGUGGCCAGGGGGAAGAACCGGCCUGGUCAUGGGACAGGAGCUGUGGGCAGUCAUGGUGGAAGCCCCAGUCGUUCCUCACCAGCCAAGUCACAAGACAGCGGUGGCGGGAGAUCAGGUCAGUCAGGUGUGUUGACUAAGCUCCCCCCUCGUCCACUGACCAGUGGGGAAAAGAGAAUGGAGGAGGCACGGAGGAGGAAAAAGGAGGAGGAGAAGGCGAGGGAAAGUAGUGGGAAGCCUUUGUUGCGGCAGGAGAGUUUUACUGUGGAGAAACCCAGCGCCAACGUGCCCAUUGAGCUCAUACCUCGUAUUGAUGGGCUCACAGGCAGCAGAACUCAGAGUAGGGAGACCGGCAUCGACAGUGUCAUGCUACAGAAAGAUUCUGAGGCCGUGGCAGCCUUUUUAGAAACCACUGUUUCAGACCAAGGUGACCCACCAAGUCAGUCCAUCGAAGGCUCCAUGUCACCUGAGUCAGAUGUGGACACAACAAGCACAGUAAGCCAGGCUGACGGAGCGAGGAAAGUUGUCCAGAAACGCAGGACCCUUGCAGGACAGCAGAAGGAGAGAACAGUAGUAUGCUCAUCCAGCAAGGGACCUGCUGGGGGCCGAGAGACCCAGGACAGGAGGGUCAAGACAAAAACAUCUGGUCCUCCACAGCCCAGCCGCCCCUGGACUUCUCUGGACCUCACAGAUGAUGACGUCAACUCCAACUCUCUCCUUUCAGACUCGCAGCCCACCUCGACACAGGGCUCUAGAAGCUCACAUACCAGAGCCCAAACAGGUGCCACAACAGUGGGGACAAGCACCAAGUCUAGUCGGGCUAAGAUCACCCAGCCCCCUGCCUCCUCUGCAGCUAGUAAAACCACCAGUGUCCCCAAGCCCAGGCCCACCAGGGCAUCCUUGCUGAGACGAGCACGGCUGGGAGAUUCAUCUGACACGGAGCCUGCUGAUCUUGACCGGAUGUCAGUAGCAUCUGAGGCCUCCACUGCUAGUUCCACAUCCAGGACAGGGAUGGCAAGAAGGGGGAUGUCCAGGAUAGAGGCUUUGGCACAGCCGAGGAGGCCGAGGGUGGGAUCCCCGUCAGCCCAGAGUGACUCAGAGGCCACUGUAACAAGGAGUAGAGGCCUGGGGGCCCGAAGUGUUGCAGGAGAUUACAGCAUCAGACAAGGACUCAGAGGGUCCAGUGCAACCUCAGUGUCUGGACCCAGAGCCAGGGCUAACAGCGCCUCCAAGCUGCCUGAUAAGGGCAAAGGUACCUCUACAUAUGGACAUGUCACACCUGCAUCUGGCACUCGAUGGCGCCGUGUGCCUGUGGACUAUGCGUCCACCUCGGAGGACGAGUAUGGCUCAAACCGCCACAUGUCCAAGCAGAGCCACGCACAGCCGUUUCUGUCUACUCGAGUAGCUCAGCUAGGAGGUUCAGCCCCUGCAACUCCGAAUCCUGCAGGCCUGGCUGCCCUGAAGCAGCACUCCAGGGAACAGGAUGAGUAUAUGAGAGACUGGACAGCACACAGCGAGGAAAUAGCCAGGAUUAGCCAAGACCUUGCCAAAGACCUAGCCAUGCUUGCCAGAGAAAUUCAUGAUGUGGCAGGAGAGAUCGACUCCGUUAGCCCUGCAGCCACUGAUCCUGGAGCUCUGCUGGAGGAGAGUGUAUUUGAUGACAGCUUGGACCUAGGUGGUCCCUCCGCAGAGCACAGCAGCGUCCUGGGAACCAACGGGCGGGCAGUGGAGCUCCGACCCCGGGGCUCUAGUGGACAGGGUUCCCGCUCCAUCCGCCGACAGACAUGGAACAGAGAUGACGCGGUACUGGACAGUUUACUCCUCGCAUCUGUGACUCAGCUGUCAACCAGGAUACGUCAGUCUGUUGAAAAAACAAGCUGCAAAAUCAGGAUCCUCUUCAAGGAUAGAGAACGGAAAUGGGAAGAGAUCGAGAACAAACUGCAGGCAGAGCACGACUCCUUACUACUGAAUAGCUCCAACAAGGAGAUUUCAACCAUUAUUCAAGACCUGAAGAGAGUGGAACGACAACUGUUAGUCAUUGACAUGAUGGUGGACCCAGACGGCACCCUGGAUGCCCUGUCCAGCCUGGGCCUCACCAGUCCCCUGGCUGACCAGAAGAUCAGCCCCGGGACUCAGCAGGGGGUGCAGGUUUCACACCCUGGAGCUGAAGCUUCCUCCUGCACGCUCUCAGCCUCCAGGCCUGGAGGACUGACCUCUGAAUCCCAUGGAUCCUCAGACCGUGCAGAGGUGGCAAAGCGAGACCCAGGGUCUAAACAGAGUUCAGAUCCAACAACUGACACACCAUGGAAAUAA